UGAGGUGUGAAUCCGGUGAAAUUCAAAGACACGUCCUACGAGGGCGGCGCCAAAUUCUUAAGGUCUAGCCACGUAGACAAAGCCUUGUUACUGGUACGGAACGGUGGCUUGUUUGAGUGCGCGAGCUGCACCUUCCUUCAUUCAGCUUCACUUUCGGCGCUCGGUUCUCUUUUGUAUUCAAUUCUCUUAAAAGACAGUUACACUUCCCCAGUUUUUUCUGCUCUACGCUGCGCCUUGUUUUCCUGAAAUCAAUCUGCACUGUUCCUCAGAAUCAGCUUCUUCCGUCACUCGCGUAUUCCGUUGGUUUUACGUUUGUGUUUACAAUAUAAUCAAUCGAACAAUCUUCAUUCUUCAUUUUGUUGAUAAUCGUGCAUUGAAUCGAUCAUGAAAGCUAGGUUAGUAGUGUUUCCAAUCAGAGGCAGGAACUGGUGCUUCAGCCGAGCGAUCGAGUCAUCACAAUCGGAAGCUCAGUCUUCAAAUACUCCUUCUACAUUCAAAGACCUCUGGAGAAAGAUCUCCAAAUCUACUCAUGACUCCUCGAAAGCUAAUCUCGAACUCGUCAUUGAUUUCGCCUCCAAUAAGAUGAAUAGAGCUUGGAGUAAUUUGGAAAAAGCACCGGAAGGAAGUUUAAAGAACAAACUUCACGGGCUAGGGUUGCGGCUUCUCUCUCGUGUUAAGCCUUCGGAGAUCUUUUUGAAAUCCAUUCCUAAGGAGGUAACGCGUGUGGACAUUACCUAUCCCUCAAGUUUAAAUGGACGGCUUGUUCGACGGAGGCUACGUCAUAUUGCCUCGAGGGGGGCUAUCAUCCACAAGAAGUAUUUGUAUGGAUCAGUUAUAUUGCUUCCACUGACAUCAGUUUUCAUGGUGCUACCCUUGCCUAAUAUACCAUUCUUUUGGGUCUUAUUUCGGACAUACUCUCACUGGAGAGCUCUUCAGGGAAGUGAAAAACUUCUUCAAUUAGUUACAGACAGCUCCUAUCACCAGAAGUCAGAUGAAGGAACAACAGACAAGAGUACAAACACAAAAGAUGACCCGCAGAGAGCGAACAGCUGUCGUCCACCAUGGGUAUUACUGCCAUCCGAAGACCUUCAAAAGCUUAUUCGAUCUGCAGAAGCAAAUAAUAGUCUAAGUGAGCCGAUCAUAUCUGAUAUCUGCCAGAGAUUUAGCUUGAACACAAUGGAUGUUAUUAAGUACAGAGAUUCACUAUAGCUGAAUGUACCAAUUGCUGCAGUUCGUUCCAUAUCAAUGAGCUAACAGUUUAUGAGAAUUUGAAUGACUGGAGCAACUUCUUAGAUGCUUAAGGCUAUGGGGAACCAAGAAAUUUCAUUAGUUUUAGCAAGUACUUAGGAAAACUCAACAAAAUGCUGAUCUCCUGUAUUUUUUUCUGGAGGCUGGGAAGGUGCCCAGCUGGUUCAGAUAGCUCUGCCUCUAUGCAUUUGUUACCUUGUGACAUCUCUUGGAACCGACAUAGCAAGAAUGACAACGUUAUGACAAACAUUAUCUGCAUCGUUGCCACUGACUAACAAACAUGUUACCCAUAAGUUUCCUUGAUUCAAUUGUCUUUCCUGUGAUAAUAUUUUCCUUGAACUAUAGCUUGGUGUAGUGAACGUGAUAGUUGUAUUUCUUUAUUUUGUUUUAGCAGUUGCUAAGAAGCUUUGUUUCAAAAUUGUAGCUUCAUGAACCAACCUUUAUUAAAGCGUUUAGGUGCUUGACCAUGAAUGUUAGAUUGAUUGGUAGUUUUA
Molecule: messenger RNA, 1742 nt
Organism: Nicotiana attenuata
Lineage: Eukaryota; Viridiplantae; Streptophyta; Magnoliopsida; Solanales; Solanaceae
Exons: 8
Coding region: 385-1209 (274 amino acids)
Biological process (GO): potassium ion transport; proton transmembrane transport
Cellular component (GO): mitochondrial inner membrane
Source: RefSeq, a predicted model, not a curated record